Musa acuminata AAA Group (dessert banana) is the source of this 2533-nucleotide messenger RNA. RefSeq names its product LEAF RUST 10 DISEASE-RESISTANCE LOCUS RECEPTOR-LIKE PROTEIN KINASE-like 1.2. NCBI's taxonomy places the organism in Eukaryota, Viridiplantae, Streptophyta, Magnoliopsida, Zingiberales, Musaceae. The record is from RefSeq and is a predicted model, not a curated record. Gene Ontology annotation, molecular function: ATP binding; polysaccharide binding; protein kinase activity. The transcript is spliced from 4 exons. Gene Ontology annotation, biological process: protein phosphorylation. Bases 251 to 2278 code for a protein of 675 amino acids.
UUUGUUUGUUGCCGGGUAUCUUCCUCGCCUUAACACUAUUCUUCCUCCGACGCAGCUUCUCCGGGCCGCCUUCCUCUGCUUCACCGUUCGGUGUAUAAUUAGACGUGGGUACCAAACCAGCGGUGACAUCAACCUAUGGCCCGACUGCCCCUCAAAAGAUCUGCCUCAUCCUCUCCCUUCUCCGUCUUAUUCCUCCCCCCCUAACUAUAGUUUCGUCGUCUUCUAUCAUCGAUCAGCGACGCAUCGAGAGAUGCAUCAUCCUUGGCCUCCCCCAUCCCUCCGUCUUCUGCUUCCCUUUUUCCUUUCCCUCUUCCUCUCUUCCUUACCACCUUCCUUCCCCGAUGACGGCUACCUCCAGCCAUACGAGGCAUGCUCCACGAGGCCAUUCCCCUGCGGAGGCCGCAACAUCAGCUUCUCCUACCCAUUCCGCCACCAAGAUAGUCCUCCUGAGUGUGGUUAUCCGGACACUGAACUCAGCUGCAACACCACCGACGACACCUUGACGAUUCACAUCGGCAAAAAGCAGUACCGAGUGAAGGAUAACAACAUCGACUACGCCAACCACCUCGUCACCGUCGUUGAUCGAGAUUUUGUUGACAAUCCCUGCCCCCGGCCAUCUGAGAAUACCACUCUGGGUUCAGCGCCCUUCCAGUACGCCGGUGACGACGUCAACGCCACCUUCUUCAUCGAUUGCCCCCCCUCCCUUCCCUCACCGCUCUUUCCCGUCGCUUGCCUCAGAGAUAACACUGCUGGAUGGUGGUCAUACUAUUGGCCGGGAAAUAGAAACUUGUCUUACGAGGUGUACAUGUGUAGAAGAUCGUUUGUGCAACUUCCCAUGAAUCCGACGGCUAUCGAACGGUGGAUAGACGGAGACACGGAUUAUGCCGAAGCACUGCAGGAGGGAUUCACCUUGAGCUGGCCGGCGAAGAUCGGGGAGUGGUGCAGCGCUUGCAACAGGUCCGGCGGGGUGUGUGGGUACGAAUCCUCAAAGCCGACCUGUAUCUGCUCCGAUGGCUCCGCCACAGAUGAUUCGUGCGACAAAGGAUCUGGCACCAAGAAGAUUGUAAUUGGUGUUUCGGUCGGCGUGGGAGGCUUGUUGGUCAUAGUAACCUUACUCGGUCUUUUCCUUUAUCGUCGCAAGAAGAGAAACCGGCUCUCUCCGGUUCUGCUGUCUCGAAGAGCCUCAUCUGAGCCAAUCAGCUCCAAGAAAGAUCCUGAAUUGGGCAAUGAACACUACGGCACCCAAGUUUUCGAGUACGAGGAGCUACACGAGGCCACCGAUGGCUUCAACGCCUCCAAUGAAGUUGGUGAUGGUGGCUUUGGCACUGUCUACAAAGGGAAGCUCCGGGAUGGUCGCACCGUGGCCAUCAAGCGAUUGUACGAGAACAACUUCAGGCGUGUCGAGCAGUUCAUGACUGAAGUCCACAUCCUUUCUUCCCUCCGACACCACAACCUUGUCAGCCUAUAUGGAUGCACCUCCCGCCACAGCCGCGAGCUCCUCCUCGUGUUCGAGUUUGUGCCGAAUGGGACGGUGGCGGACCACCUCCAUGGCCCCCGUGCGUGCGAAGAAGGGCUCCCGUGGCCUGUGAGGAUGAGCAUCGCAAUCGAGACCGCCCAGGCGCUCAGCUACCUCCACGCCGUCACGCCCCCGAUCGUACACCGGGAUGUCAAAACCAACAACAUCUUGCUCGACCGCAGCUUCCGUGUCAAAGUCGCCGACUUUGGAUUAUCCAGGCUCUUUCCGCUCAACGUCACGCAUGUCUCCACGGUUCCACAAGGCACGCCCGGGUACGUCGACCCUGAAUACCACCAGUGUUACCAGCUCACGGACAAGAGCGACGUCUACAGCUUUGGGGUGGUGUUGGUGGAGCUCAUAGCCUCGAAGCCGGCCGUCGACAUCACUAGGCAUCGGCAUGAGAUUAAUCUGGCUAAAAUGGCCGUCAACAAGAUCCAGAACGAGGAGUUGGAUCAGUUGGUCGAUCCAAGACUCUGGCGGGAGUCCAACAGCGAGGUAAUUUGGAUGAUCAGACAGGUGGCUGAAGUGGCAUUCGGGUGCUUGCAAGAAGAGAGGGACAUGAGGCCUACGAUGAAAGAGGUUCUGGAGGCACUGAAGGGGAUAGAGGGCAAGGGGAGCAACAGGAAGAAGGGUGCGGAAGCUGAUGAUGCCGUGGCCAAGGAUGAUGACCGCUCCUUGCUGGGGGAAAGGCCGCCACAUUCACCAGAUACUGUCAAUGCCGAAUGGGAAAGCAGGCUAACGACACCAAACGCUAGUGUUUGAGGAGGACGUACUCUGCUACUUUUCUGAUGAUUCCGUGUAAGCCACUUGCAUUGAGUUCUUAAUGAGAGCGAUAAUAAUCUUGGGAGAUUGACGACUCUCAUAAUUUUUCGAGUGCCCUGAAGAGUUCUACCGUAGAUUGAUGUUUGACUUUCGAUCUCCUGUUGGAGAGGAAAGGUUUCUUUUCUUUGCUUUAAUGUUUCAGACUCUGUAAAAUUGGGAAGACCGACCGAAUCAGUAUUUUUAUCUUCUUCUUUA